Diatraea saccharalis (sugarcane borer) is the source of this 570-nucleotide messenger RNA. Lineage: Eukaryota; Metazoa; Arthropoda; Insecta; Lepidoptera; Crambidae. The record is from the annotation of a GenBank genome assembly.
AUGACUUCAUCAACUUCUUUCUUGGUCUGCCUUCAGGCUUUACUUAUCCAGAAUGCGUACAGUCAGAUCUUAACCAACCUUGGCAACUAUUUGGGCAACAAUGGCGUUGAAUUAGUUACUGGCGGUAUUGGCGUAAACGGACUUGGAGUCAAUAGUCUUGGCAUCAACAACAUCGGUUUCGGCGGACUUGGCACCUAUAAUGGUUUAGCUGUAUCCGAAUCAAACAACAUUGGCUUAAAUGGACUCGGAAUUGGCAACAUUGGCCUUGGUAACGCCGGUUUGGCUGUAAGUGGAUUGAACAACGCUGGCUUAGGAGUAGCCGGUCUUGGAUAUGGCACUGGUCUCGGCGUACAAAACGUAGCUGCUACGUCCCAAGUGCCCGUCACUGGCCCGUUCACCGCGAGUGGCAACGCCGAGCUCGUAGUCGGAGGUGACUUUGGCGCCGGCGGUCAAGCCGUGGUCGGUGGUCAGAUCCCAGUGCUCGGAGCUGUUGGCUUUACUGGCCAGAUACCCGCCAGUGGUGUCGUAUCCAUCGCUGGCAACUGCGGAUGCUCGAGUGUACCACUGUAA